UGUGCUGCAAAGGUUAGGAAAGCAGACAAACAUCUUGGCGGGCAUAGGUAAAAACCAGAUGGCAAACUCCCUGUAUCUUCAUCACCUAGGGUCAAGACCACCCCCUCACACAGCCCCCCGCCCCCAGGCGUAGGGAUCCCUGUUUUGGCUGACUUGGGUAUCUCUUAGUUUGCGUGAAGACAUAAGCCUGUCGACCACCCCUCCCCCUUUUAAGUUUGCCAAUUGGAAAUCAUGAGGAAGACCAGGACCCCGCACUUCCCCACCCCGCCCUGCCGUUUUGGAGCCAUUCUGAGGAGUCUCCCCUCUGUGGGUGCCUGAGUGCUUCUUCAGUUUUAACAAAGGUUGCUGCCUACGCCAGACAUCCUUCCUGCCUUUUAGUUCCUUAAUUGGCUGAGAAAACUAACCUAGUCAAGACCCCUUCACUUGUCCUGAACUGCAUUUACCAAGAAAAUCACAACACGGGCUGUGGACGAAUGAAAUGACCGAAUUUCCUCCAAAAGGGGCGAUAUAGGAGACCCCCUGUAGCCUCUGCCCACUCUCUCAUGUUCUAAGAGAAAACCAGGAUAGAAGAAAAACGCGUAAGAAGGCCCUCACCGGCGAAAGGCAAACAUUGGCUUGACCCUUCGCUAUGGAAGUUAACUGACAACAGGAAGGAAGCUAUUAACCCUGCUCUUCUCCUCCUCUUGCCCUGGUGACAGCCAACAACUCCUCCUACCAGGCUAAGACCUUGGAGCAAAAAAAUGCAAAGGAGCGCCUGGUUGCCUCGACUCUGCGCGUUUCUCCCAGUGGAGGAAGAGGGAAGAGAGGAGGGCGCAGCCUGAAGCCAAGUUCAGCCAGUUUGUGACUCGAGCCUGAACGUCCAAAAGGGACUGCCAGGACUCCAGCAUCUUCCCGGUGGCCGCGCAAGGCAGGCACCCCUGUGACAACUUGAUUCUCCCCAUCUCGCCCCAAGUUUGAGUGCGGCCCGCAGGUGGUGCAAACGCCCCAGCUCUCCGGCGCCCCCUGCUGGUGAGAGGGAAGGCGGCCGCGGUCGCGGAGCCUUUCCGCACAGCGCAGGGAGAGAGCUCGGGCGCCGAGAAGAAGCCGCGAGCUUCCCCGAUGGUGCCGCCGCCUCCUCCGUGCCGGGGAGGAGCAGCCAAGGGGCAGCUGGGCAGGAGCCUGGGGCCGCUGCUGCUACUCCUGGCACUGGGACACACGUGGACCUACCGAGAAGAGCCAGAGGACCGCGACAGAGAAGUGUGUUCGGAAAACAAGAUCGCCACGACCAAAUACCCGUGUCUGAAGUCUUCGGGCGAGCUCACCACGUGCUUCAGGAAAAAAUGCUGCAAAGGAUAUAAAUUUGUUCUUGGACAGUGUAUUCCAGAAGACUAUGACAUUUGUGCCCAGGCUCCCUGUGAACAGCAAUGCACAGAUAACUUCGGCCGAGUGCUGUGCACUUGUUACCCAGGAUACCGCUAUGACCGUGAGAGACACCAAAAGCGGGAGAAGCCGUACUGCCUGGAUAUUGACGAAUGUGCCAGCAGCAACACCACUCUGUGUAUGCACAUCUGUAUCAACACCAUGGGCAGCUACCACUGUGAGUGCCGGGAGGGCUAUAUCCUUGAGGACGACGGGAAGACCUGCACCAGGGGAGACAAAUACCCCAACGACACUGGACACGAGGAGAAGGCCGAGGCCGAGGCGAAAGCUGGGACCUGCUGCGCCACAUGCAAGGAGUUCUCCCAGAUGAAGCAGACAGUGCUGCAGCUGAAGCAGAAGAUUGCUUUGCUUCCCAACAAUGCUGCUGAGCUGGGCAAGUAUGUCAAUGGUGACAAGGUGCUGGCCUCAAACACCUACCUUCCGGGACCUCCUGGCCUGCCUGGGGGGCAGGGUCCACCCGGCUCACCGGGACCCAAGGGGAGUCCUGGAUUCCCUGGUAUGCCAGGCCCUCCUGGACAGCCUGGCCCACGGGGCUCAAUGGGACCUAUGGGACCAUCCCCUGACCUGUCUCACAUUAAGCAAGGCCGGAGGGGUCCUGUGGGCCCACCAGGAGCACCGGGAAGACAUGGCUCCAAGGGGGAGAGAGGAGCACCUGGGCCCCCGGGGUCUCCGGGACCCCCGGGUUCUUUCGACUUCCUGUUACUUGUGCUGGCUGACAUCCGAAAUGACAUUGCCGAGCUGCAGGAGAAGGUGUUCGGGCACCGGACUCACUCUUCGGCAGAGGAUGUUCCCCUACCUCAGGAAUUCUCCAGCUACCCGGAGACUCUGGACUUUGGAUCUGGGGAUGACUAUUCCAGAAGAACUGAAGCAAGAGACUCUGAGGCCCCCAGAAACUUUUAUCCGUAGCACAUUCCAUGUCUUCAUGCCACCAGAAGAGAAGUUUCUCCUGGUCAUAGCAUCUGAAAGAAAAAAAAAUACCACUGGAGGCCUAAAGCCUUUGUCUGUACCGCCUUCCUGUCCUCUCUCCACUCUGCUUCCAAAUCCUGUUCUCCAAGUGUCCUUCACAUCCCACUAGCAACAGGAGGACGUGACAGGCUAACUUGCUGGUCUUGAGAAGCCACUGUUGUCAUCGGGGUUUCCUUGACAUCCUGGUUUUCCAGGAACUUUUGAGUUCCUAAGUGAACUGCUCCCACAGAAUCUUAAACUUUGAGAGAAUGCCAAAAGGGAGGAAUGGCAAAGUGGGCUCUCAGAAGUAUAAGGCUCAUUCUGAAAAGAAAAUUAUGUUUAAAAUGCUUGACUAUUUGCCCUAUACUGUCAGGGCAAACUCUUCAGUUAAAGGGGGUAGAAGGAGUACAAUGUAAAUUGGUGUUGGUGUUGGAAAAUGGCUUUUCCUUAGCAACAUCACAGAUUUCAAAUUCUGCAUCCUAUUUUCCAGCCUUGAUAUAUGUGCCCUGGCCCUGACGGGGUGACCAGAGGUGCCAUCUGUCCCUGAUCUUGGCUGAAUCAAGACUGGAGGGAGUUGCUGACCUGGAAUUGGCAAAGGGUGACGGGGGGGGGGGGGCAUUGAGAAAGGGCUUCACUAAGGCUAGAUCACCAGAGAGAUUAAUCCGCUCUUAAGACAUUUUGGAGUCCAUAUCCAUAGCCAGCCAAGCUAGCAAGUGCGCUGGGAAUAAUGCACAGCAGAGAGGUCUCUGACACAGAGAAGGGGAAGAAGCUUUCUUCUAAUCUGGCAUAGUUUGCCACUGUUUUCCCCUGAUUUAGUUAAAAGCCCUGUUCUAGGUCUCCUUGACUUUUUCUCCAGGUCCAGGUGGAGAUGGCUUGGAAGAAAGCACGUUCUCCAAUGUCUCCAUGAGUCCUUUCUUAGAGCACUUCUAGAUCCCCAGAGGAAUCAUUGUCCCACAAAGAACGAGAGACAAGGUUCCUUCGUGGUGUCUGUGGGAUCUCUUGAGCUUCUCAAGGGAACGUGCUCACAUGGUGGUCUACACCAGGGUCUCUGUUUGCUAUCGUGCAGUAUCCUCUUGUAUUUCUAAGAGGUUUCCUUUUAGCUUUUCCCCAUAUCCUUACAGCCCCCAUCAUCUCCCAACCCCUACUGUGACAUCUUGUUGGAAGAAAACUGCUCUUGGGUUUGCAUGACCCUGCACUAUCCAUUCUUCCUAAGCAAUGAGAAGGGAUUCUGUCUACAGAGCUCAGGUCACCCAAUGAUCUUUCGCUUCCUCUCCCUUUCCUUUGCCCCUUCUCUCCUUCCUGCCCUCUAUCCUUUUCCCUGCCCCCUCUCUCUUUCCUCUCCCUCUCUUUGUCCCUCCCUCCCUUCCUCUCCCAGUCCCUUUAUUUCUCUGGCUUUCUUCCCCCCUCCAUCCCUGCUUGCCCACUGGCCUUCUCCUGUUAAAAAGGCAGUGGGAGCACUCCAUGAUGCUAAAAACCAAGUGGCUGCCCACCAGCAUGUCAUGGUAAAAGGCAAACACACAAUUGUACUGCUUGCUUUCUGUCUCUUCCUCCUUCCCCCUCAGUCUCUUCAGGGCCUGAGCAUCACCACAGAUGGCCUUGCCAACCAUGGCUUCCUGAAGAGAUGGAUGUUCCUGAAGAGAUGGAUGCAACCACAGUCAAGCCCCACCUGGAAUCGAUUGAAUGCUUGCCUGCUUAUAGAACCCAGAGUUUCAAGGGUGUGGAUGGAUGAAGUCUCAAAACUAUGCAAGGCUCUGUGAGCAAUGAGUAUGUCCAUCUUUUUUAUGAGGAAUUUUAUAAGCUCUGCUUUUUCUAGACAGUGAAAUGUGUGUAGAAACAUAAUCUUUAUUACCAAAUGAUGGUAAAAUACAAGCACACUCCAUGCCUGGCCAGAGGCCAGGAUACUAAAAGAAUGGAGCGAAAGUCAUAAUAUGUGGGAUUCAUGAGUCUAUUCUAGAUAAUCAUCUCCAGUAAAACAUACAAUAGCCUGUAUUUUGUAACCUCAAUCUGCUGGAACAGGUCACUUUAGGUAAUCAUUACUCCUCAGAUUUUAAAAACUUGGACUAGUAACUAACUAUAAGACCAAAGUGUAUCCUCUACUUGUCCAAAUUAUGGUUUGUUUGGGUUUUUGGUUUUGUUUUAUUUGGUUUGUUGUUGGUUUCUUUUUUUUUUUUUGGUGAUAAAGCAUUAUCGCCCGUGUAUCUUUUAGUUGAGGAUAGAAAAAAAAUCAAAGCUUUACUAUCUAAACAAACUUCUGCUCAAAAUCCCCUGGGAAAGCCUUUCGAAGGAAGUACAGUUCAAAACAGAUUUACUGAGUCACCUCAUAUCUCAUGGCAAAAGUGUUUCUUUUUAAUACUUCCCCCAACCCUGCAGUAGGAUUGUUCAACUUUUCUAGUAUCCCCACAAAUAAGACUUGGCAGUAAAUUGCCUCUGAGUUUAUAAAGCAAUGAGAAUAAAAACUCACUGAACAAAUGAAGAAAUCCAUUUUAGUUCAGAAAAACUACUCUCCCUUCCCAGUUCCAGGGGGGAAAAUAAUUAGGUUUCCUGUACCAAACAAAGUAUUAGGAGCCAGAGACAGUGGUAUAUGCCUGUAAUUCCAGCACCUGAGAAGUAGAAAUAGGCAGGUCAGGAGUUCAAGGUCAACCUCAGCUACAUAGCAAGUUUGAGGCCAGCCUGGACUACAUAAGAGCCUAUAUCAAAAUAAUACUAAUAAUGAUGAUGACAACGAUGAUAAAUAAUAAUAGUAAUGAGAAGGGACUGGAGAGAUGACUUAGCAGUUAAUGAUGCUUGCUCCUCUUCCAGAGGGCCAGAGCUCAGUUUCCAGCUCCUGCAUCAGGCAGCUCACAAACUCCUCUAACCCGAGUUCCGGGUGACCUGAUAACCUCUUCUGGCUUCUGUGGCACCUGCACUCACAUGCACAUAUGUACACAUAGAUACACAUGCACACACUUAAAAAUAAAGUCUUUUUUAAAAGGAGUAGGUACAAAGAGGAUGCUGCCUUUUCUUGCUAUCUAUAUUACUCUCCAAUACUUGCUACAGAAUUAACUAGAGUCAUAUCGCAAUGUAGAGUCCAUUGUCCAACAGGUAAAUAAUAAAAGCCCAUUGACCUUACAGGGAAAGAAGGAGUAUUAUCUCACCCAAAGACCAGGUGCAGAGCACCCAGGUAGGUCCAGAUAGGUCAUGUUUUCUUCCCAAAGUUCUGGACAACCUUGUCUUGAGGUUGUCACUAUCAGGAAUGUUGGGACAGAUCUUAUUCAUGGCCAGGCAUCAUACUUUAUCUUGGGGGUCUCAGGAAGCAACUCUCCACCUUAUUUUGAGUAUCAGUUCCCUCUUCUUCCCUUAUCCAGGCUGCCUAACAGAGACAGCCUCAGCAGCCAUUUCCUUGCAAGCAAAAUUAUCUGCCAGGCAACCUUUCUGAAGGGGAAAGUCAUUUGCUGGAAUCUGAGCCAAACAAUUCGUAGAAAGGAGCCUUCUAAAGUUAUUGGUCAUGUAUGCAGGGAAAGAGAUGUAUUGUUUCCUGACACGGCAAUCGUGUAUGUCUUACAACAUAUCACAAAUAACUUUCUAGUCAGAUAAAAGAACAAGGGCUCUAAUUGUUAAAGCUGAAGUGAUGUGCUUUAUACCACUCCUCCUACAAAUGUUGCCAUCAGAGAGAAAUCAUGGAAAGGACGUUUGGGCACCAUAUCCCUCAGGGAUCUAAGCAUGUUUUGUCAGAUUCCCAGAGCUUGAUCCCUGAGGGGGACAGGGGGCGGUUCAUGAGUCUGUUUUUAUUUACCGGUAAUUGGCCAUAUACUUCAGUAUCUCUAUGCAUUAUUUAUAUCAGAUCAUAUAACAGUCAAACUAAUAUUCCAACAGUCAUGGAUGUAAUACUAUGAAGUACUUUGUAUGACUGUAUAUGCUUAAUAACAAAGUUAUUUUUCUUAAA
Molecule: messenger RNA, 6286 nt
Organism: Mesocricetus auratus (golden hamster)
Lineage: Eukaryota; Metazoa; Chordata; Mammalia; Rodentia; Cricetidae
Gene: Ccbe1
Product: collagen and calcium binding EGF domains 1
Exons: 11
Coding region: 1099-2325 (408 amino acids)
Molecular function (GO): calcium ion binding
Source: RefSeq, a predicted model, not a curated record